UUCAAAAGGUCAUGGUAACACAUUUAAUUCAAUCGAAUGAAUUUCAAUUACAAGGAAGUAUUUCAAAUAAACCCAUAAAUUUAACUCCAAUAUACGCAAUAAGCUAAAUAAUGACGAAUCUACUGUGUAAUAUAUUGCGUGCUACUUUUAUUGUUCCUUUUUCUGCUGGUCUUAUUAAGGAGCGAAGAAAUGGAGGUUUUUCAGUACAUGAUGGCAGUAUUGCAGGCGUAGUUCUUUUGACCACAGCCAUGAUUAUUAUCUUUGAAAUUAUAGUUGUACUACCAGUGAAACAGUCUCGAUUGCUGAUGGUAGGGCUUGCAGGUCUGGCGUUAAUCUGUCUGGCAUUGUGUAGUAUUGUCGCUCGAUGCCGUUCUAACUGGCUGGAAGUAAAGACUGUGAAACCGAGCGAUCAAUUGAAACUAAAAUUUCUAUGGCUAUUUUGUAUCGGAAAUAUAACGUACCAAGCAUUACAACUAGCAAUGCAUCUCGUUUGUAAGAUCUACAACCUUCAAGUCACAUUGUUUUGGACAUUUACCUGGACAUUUCAGAUAUGUCAAACUGCGUUCAUUCACUAUUUUUCUAGAUUUAGAUUUGCAAAUGCUCUGUGUUUGUAUUACGGGUUGUUGGUUCUCUGUGUGACAAAUAUUUCAAUGUGGACACAGCAAACGUUCUAUACGAACAGAAUUAGACACGAGAUAAAUAUUAGCAACAUUAUUAAUAAUACAACCUCGAACUGUUUUUAUGCUGAUGGACUUGCAACAGCAAUUGCAUACUUGAAUCCAUACCUACAACCUGUACUUCUAGAAUAUUCUCUUUUAAGUCUGAUAUUUCUUUCUGAAAUGUGGCCAAAAAAGAAGGUCGAAUUUGAGACAUCCAACAAUUUUCUUUCAAGAGACAUAGACGAUGAAAACCAGACAUUACUAGUACAAAAUGAUGAUCUAGAUAGUGAACAACAUCCACUUCUGCCGCGCAGUAAUGUCUGGAAUAAAAAUUCAGUAUGCGUCCUGGUGAUAGGAUUUCUUUAUAACUUCUUAUUUAUGAUCAUUCAAUGUAUAUACAUAUAUAGACCUAGGGAAACAAUGACAGAUUACAGGACGGUUUCCUAUAUUAUCUUCUUUUGUGCUAAUUUAGUACGAACGCCGCUUAUAAUCAAGUGCUUCUAUGCAUUAAACGGACAAUUAAGACCAAAACAGGAAAGUAAUAGUGGGAUGAGUUUAGAUCAGUUUGUUAUAAUAACAAGUUCGUUUGCGACUUGUGGAUACUAUAUUUCAGAUUGGUUCAGUGAGUCACCAUCAAAUACAGAUUCAGGAGACAUUCUGUUUAAAGUUAAUGCCUUCUUUCGUAUUAUUGCUACGCUUUUUCAAACAUUAUUCAUUUUGCAAAUGAAACAUUACAAAAAGAUAGGAGACCAAAAGCCUUUUUGUUCUAUACAAAAUACUUUUUUGUUUGUAUCAUUGGUUAAUCUUGGAAUAUGGAUGUCAUACACUUUUGUAAAUCCCAGAUAUCGUCUGACACCAUCUAGUUUUUUACUAGAAAGUUUUUGGUUUCCAUUUGUUUUAUUCUAUCACUUCGAAUGUUUUGUCGCAUUUUACAAAUUUUUUCGAGCAUGAUUUUAUUAUGUAUUCGACAUAGGACAAAACCAAAUAUCUGCAAGUGACUGUAUAUCCUCCUUUGGUUCUAAUCGAAUGUAAUAACCCUAAGUAUUAUUUUUUCAUCAUUUUUUCUACACUAAAUUAUUUUAAUUUAUUUUUUAAUUUAUUUUUAUAAAAACAUUUAUAACUUUUCCCUUGGUUAAGUCCAGUAAGAUUGCCAUUUGACCCAGGACAAAUUGCAACAGAAAAAACAAAUUUUCACCUUCCAUCACAGUACAAAGAAAUUCUGCUUUUCAUUAUAUAUUUUUUUACGAAAGUUUACUAUCAAUAUAUUUUAAACAGAAAACUCAUUUGUUUUGAUGAGAAAGGAAUAGUCAGUAUACAAAUUUCAACUUGUGUCAAUGGAUUGUUUUGUCAAUGAAAAUAUGGAUUGUUUCAUGUUUCGAUAAUUCUGAAUAGGACAAGUAUUAGCUUUCAAAAAUGUUUGUCUGAUUUGAGUAUCUAUUAGAUGUGAACAGAAGUAUAUUCUGAGAUACGAGACAAGUAUUUGUAUAGAUUUAGGACUUCAUUUAAUGCAGAUUAAUAAAGUGUAGGAAAAUUAUAAAUACGAUGUUUUAUCAUUGGUAAUAUACUGUUUCAACAGAUGCAUGUGAAUGUAUUUGAUUUUCUGGGAUUUAAGCUUAUUAUUUAUUAUUCUUAUACAGUGGGAAAUGUAGUGAAUAAACGGAAUAACGUUCAAAUAAAAAGUUAAACUUGAAAUAAUUUAAAAUAAAAAUAAAACUUCAACUCAAUUUUAUUAUUUUCCUUCUGAUGUAAUAAUUAAACGACGAGUACAUCAAUCUUUAGAGUGGAGUAAACAUAUUUCUAUGAGAAUAAAUUCCUAGAGUACCAACUUCAAUUUUAUUUUCACUAUCUGUAUACCUUUCUGGAGCAGGCUUAAUUUUCGUAUAUAUAUAUACAGAUGGAUCAGAAAAAAUCAUGUUAUGCAGCAAAAAUUGUCACUUUUGAAAUGUACAAUUAUUAUUUAAAAAUAACUUUUGACCUAUAUCGUCACCGGUCUUGUUUUUGUUGUUGACUUUUUCGGCUCUAUCAUAAGAAAAGUGAAUUUGCUUUUGUUUUUGUUUACUGGAUAUCCCACUGUAUAGAUGACUUUUUCUAAUCUAUUAGACUUUGUCAGAGUAACUUUAAUUUUAAAAGUUAACAACAUUUACCUCUAUGCACAAUUAGUUUGAUAAGAUUGAUGAAAACAAUUAGCCAUCUUGUAUUAUUUCUAUUUUGUAUUUAAUAAAAUCAAGUAAAUACAU
Molecule: messenger RNA, 2896 nt
Organism: Mytilus trossulus (common blue mussel)
Lineage: Eukaryota; Metazoa; Mollusca; Bivalvia; Mytilida; Mytilidae
Exons: 2
Coding region: 111-1610 (499 amino acids)
Biological process (GO): proton transmembrane transport
Cellular component (GO): membrane
Molecular function (GO): proton channel activity
Source: RefSeq, a predicted model, not a curated record